Molecule: messenger RNA, 2317 nt
Organism: Annulohypoxylon maeteangense
Lineage: Eukaryota; Fungi; Ascomycota; Sordariomycetes; Xylariales; Hypoxylaceae
Product: heterokaryon incompatibility protein-domain-containing protein
Exons: 2
Coding region: 195-2297 (700 amino acids)
Source: RefSeq, a predicted model, not a curated record
UCCUCAGUCCAAUUAUAUCGAAUAUAUCAUCAAAUACUUUACCUAAGGUACCUUCUUAGGGGAAUUUUUAAUAUCUUCAAGGCGGACUUCUAGUCACCUCCCAAGAUAAAUGCCUAGUAAUUGCUUUUCACCCUCCACUAUGCGAAUAUAACUGGCGCAGAUCAGCGCUGGAUAUCUCAGCCACCAUCUCCACCAUGAGCAGCACAUCCUCAGCUCUGUACCACUCGCUCCCGCUUUCCAUACCGAAGAAAUCAAUCCGAGUCCUAGACUUUCACGGCAAUGUCCCUGAUUCUCCCACAGAAGUCUUACAAGGCCAUAUGCGCGUCAUUGAUCUUCUUGAUAAGCCAACUUUCACAGCCUUAUCAUACGUUUGGGGGCCAUAUCAUUCCCCCCCUCACGAGAUCUGUUGCGACGGGUCUAAUAUCCGAAUCACUUCGAAUUGCCGCGCAGCCUUAUGUGCUCUGCGGCGGAGAUUUGGUCCGAUUUCCAUCUGGGUGGAUUCGAUCUGCAUGAACCAGCAAGAUGAUGGGGAAAAAGAAACCCAGAUUCCCCUGAUGGGUGACAUUUACUCCUUGGCUGUCUCAGUCUACAUUUGGCUUGGAGAUGAAACGCUGGAAUCCGAAGCAGCUAUUGGUUAUCUCGGUUCGGCUGGCUUUCAAAGCCACUUCACCUCGGUGGCUGUCACGUACUACCUUUCCCAGCGGAGUAGAUGGGUUCAUUGGAGGAUUGCGUGGUCCUUGUUUACAAGAAGGCAUAGGGAAUUUGUAGCUAACUGGUGGAAAUACGGUUUCUUAAGUGGUGCUGGUACCCUAUUAGUAGGCUUUCGAGCACCUCCGGAUAAGCUUAUUCAUUACAAAGGCCUUGAAGAUUUCUUCUCUAGAGAAUGGGCUUCUAGGGUAUGGACAUUACAAGAGGCCAUCCUAGCCAAGAACCCAAUAGUCUGCUGCGGUGAGACUGUUCUUGCGUGGCGUCCUAUCAUCUACAGUAUCGCAUAUCUGGAGUAUGCAGGUCAAAAUUACGGCGUCGGACUCCCGGAAGCCAACUUCAAUGUCUGGAGGAAUAUAGUUCUACUUUGGCUCUUCGUGAAUCCCGAUAGCCGGCAUCGAGAUCGGCUUCUCGAUAAUUCCCUGUCAAGUGAAAUUACGCUGCAGCGAUUUAUGCCUGAAUACUGGGGAUUUCUUGAAGCUAUUGCACAAAAACAUCGUCGCUUGGCAUGGGUGGCAUUGUGUAUUCACAUUCCCACCUGGCUCGUUAUCAUAGCGCUUCUUAGAAAUGCUCUAGGGAUAGAGACAUUCAUGUCCGAAGUUGCUGGGGUUCUGGCUGUUGUGGUCGCGAUGGUUUCCGUAGCUAUUUCUCUCGCUGAUCCAGUCUUCCGUUGGCCAGUAUGCUUUCCGCGAGAAACCGUGAAGCAUAUAACAAAUAUCCCCAAUGCAAUCAUCCACGAGUUAUGCGCUAGAAACGCCACAAACCCUAGAGAUAAGUUCUAUGGAAUGUAUGCGAUCUUCUCUCGGCUAGGUAUCGGACUAUCCCCUCCAGAAUACAGUCGUACGCCAGAAGACGUUCACCGAGAAGCCUUUCUCAUCUUACUGAACUGGACGAACUCCCUUGGCCUACUUCUAUGCUCUAGCCGUCAGAAGUCCAAUUACGAGUCGUCCUGGGUUCCAGACUGGAGAGAAGACCUAGCACAAGGAUGGUUUGAAGCUUCCUACCUGUUCCGAAAAGGUCGCUACGAUGCGACUCCCAACUCACCCCCACUAUGGUCCUUGCGUAAUAGCAAACAGUUAGCUCUGAGAGGUGUCAUUAUCUCAAGUAUCAUUGAACACACCGAUCCUUUCCAAAUCAUCGAUGAUGAUGCUAUACGGCUAAGAUACGAUCAGCCGCUGUUUUUAAACGAGCUCAGGACUCUUGCGGAGUAUUGUCAAUCUGGUAACCCCGUACUAACGCGUUUCUUUCAACCGAAUCCAGGCCCUCCAAAUGCCCCUGAUUCAACGCUCAUGCUCAACAUGACUGCCCUCAAUUUGUCCUACUGGCUCGAGAUCCUUAACCCCCUAGCACAAAACGAACGUCUCCUAUUCAAAACCUCCAUCCCCGACCGUAAUACUGUCGGCAGUUGUCCAAUUCAAUCCCAAGUCGGAGACCUCAUCGCCUUAGCCUCAGGGGUGCCAUUACCACUUGUCUUACGCCCGGAAGAGAGCUCAUAUCGUCUCAUCGGCUUCGCAGAAGUCGACGGACUAAUGGAAGGAGAGUGUUGGGCAAACCUCACCAACGAAAACCUCAUAGAUAUCGUUCUUACCUAGGUCCUAACAUCCUACAACUC